AAGAUUCUCAGUCGAUCAUUGAUGCUCCUCGCGGAUUGAAGUCUAAAACAUUGGUUGCCAACUCCAAGCACUCUGGAGGAAUUUGAGACUUGACCAAAUCGGGAAUCGAACAAUGGAUUGGAGCAACCCAUCUCUCAGAGUAACCGGGGAAUGUGCCAGCUCGGCUGAAGGCGACACACCGGACGAAUAUCUGACCAUGAUGUUCGACAUCUGCAAAAAUGAGGAUGGAAAGGCUUCCGUUGCCGUCUUUCUGGAGGAAGUUCAGAAAUGCGGGAUUCGCAAGACUGACCCGAGGUUGGAAAAUAUGAUGAAGAUGCUACACAAGCUUAAGCCACAUACGUUAAGCUCAGUGGAAGACCUGAAGCUGGAUGUUCAAACGUUUACCACCGUAAUGAGGGAAAAUGUUGUGUUAAUCACCAAGGCACUGCACAACCAUAUGAUUAUCCCAGCUUUCGACGUCUUUUGUGACGACAUUACGAAAAUCUACGAGAAGUUCAAGUUUGAUACGACCGGGACAGCAGCUCCCUACAUUCCACACAUGAGGACCUUGGGGGCUGAAAAGUGGGGGCUUUCCAUUUGCACCGUGGAUGGACAAAGAUUUUCUUUGGGCAACUACGACGAAUUUUUCACGAUCCAAUCGACUUGCACACCCGUCACAUACGCAAUCACUCUGAACGAGUUGGGAGAGGAGUUGGUGCACAAAUACCAAGGUCGCAAACCAUCAGGCCGAAUGUUUAAUGAGAUCGUUUUGGAUGAUAAUAACAAACCCCAUAACCCAUUGGUAAAUUCUGGAGCAAUAAUGUCGGCUGCUUUGAUCCUGGAACUUGUCAAGCCCGAAUUGGAGGACAUGGCAGCUAAGUUCGAAUUUGUUCACAAUUACUUCAAGGAGAUGGCUGGUAUGGAAGAAGUUAAAUUCAACAACUCCGUUUUCUUGACCGAGAGAUCUUCUGCUGAUCGGAAUUUCGCCUUGGCAUAUUUUAUGCGUGAAAACAAAUGCUUCCCUCCUGGCGUGGACAUCAAAAAAAUACUCGAUUUUCAUUUUCAACUUUGUUCCUUGGAGAUGACUUGUGAAAGCAGCUCAGUCAUGGCAGCCACACUUGCCAAAGGAGGGGUUUGUCCGAUCACUGGGCAACGCGUUUUAGCCUCGGAGGCCGUUCAAAAUGUCUUGGCACUCAUGUACAGUUGUGGCAUGUACAACUACUCCGGACAAUUCGCUUUCGAGGUCGGAUUACCAGCCAAGUCUGGCGGAGGUGGAACCUUGAUGUUGGUUAUUCCCAACGUAAUGGGGAUCACUUUGUGGUCCCCAUGUUUGGACAAUCUAGGGAACUCCGUCAGAGGGGUUCAAUUUUGUAAGGAGCUUAUCAAGACCUACCAUUUCCACAGAUUCGAUGGCGUAGGUAAACCAUUAAGUCACAACACCAAGGUUGACCCGAUGUUCAAAAAGUAUGAAACAGCCAGCGAAGUGGUCAUCCAACUGCUUUUAGCCGCUGCAUCAGGAGACAACCGCUCAAUCCAGAGAGCCUGGCUCCAAGAUGUGGAUUUGAAUGUCGGUGAUUACGAUGGGAGAACUGCUUUGCAUUUGUCAGCAGCGGAAGGCCACCUCGAGAGUGUCAAGUUCUUGCUCGAGACGUGUCAAGUAAACCCAGAUCCAAUGGACAGAUGGAAUCGUACUCCUUUAAGUGAGGCCAUCGAAUUCGAGCAUGUUCGUGUUGCUCAGUUGCUUCGGCAACAUAUAGACAACCGGCCUACUGGAGGCCUAAUCUCCUCUUUCGAUGACUUUGAUAUGGAUGAGAACGACAUGGACGACGAAGAAAAUAGGACAGAUACCACAGAUAAAGACUGCCUGACAGAUGCUAUAGAUAUUCCUAACUCGAGUCAAACUGGAGAGCGAGCUGCUUUUUCGGACGACUCUAGUCCGAGCGUUCCUCAGAUCUGCGUGGAAGGAUACAACGGUACAUUCUCACCUCAACCGUUGUCCAUCGCAACUAGAGGGUUGUUGGAUCCCAACUACAUUCCUGACGUGGUGGGACCUUCGUUCCCACAAGAAAGGAGACGUUCUCUCUCAUUUUUGUCCAGUUUCCGCCAAGUCAGAGUGAACACCAGGUCUCCACGAAUGAGUCCGAGAGGAAGUCCCACCCUACCACGUGCCCAAUUUGAUAUUCCCGACUCGGUUGGAAAAUUUUGAACUGAACUUAAGAUGAUCAACUUAUGCCUGAUCUGCAUAUUAUAUGUUUGAAAGUUCGAUUGGAAGUAAAACAUAACGUGUUUCGACAA
Molecule: messenger RNA, 2274 nt
Organism: Tigriopus californicus
Lineage: Eukaryota; Metazoa; Arthropoda; Copepoda; Harpacticoida; Harpacticidae
Product: glutaminase liver isoform, mitochondrial-like
Exons: 15
Coding region: 113-2185 (690 amino acids)
Biological process (GO): L-glutamine catabolic process
Molecular function (GO): glutaminase activity; protein binding
Source: RefSeq, a predicted model, not a curated record